ACACUCCGUGGCUUGCUCGCUCGUUUGGUGCUGUGCGAAAGCGCACGGAGAGGGGCCGAAGGCCGCAGGUCUCAACUGCAUGCGCAUCUUAGGCCAACCGCGGGUACUCGGAGGAACUAGAGGAACGGACUGAUUACACUGUAGCCGCUGCUGCCCCUGCUGGUUUCAUUAUAUAAAUGGCUCCACGGAAGACAAGGUCCUCCAGCAAGAAAGCUACAGCCACAGCAUCACCACCAAAAGCAACCUCCAGCAAAAAGUCGACAAAGAGGUCAUCUUCUCAGAACGGUCACAAGAAGUCACCACAUGACAACACUAAGGCAAAGGCUGCAUUAGCUAAACAAAAGGGGUUUAAGAAAGCAGUUGUGACAAGAACACGCAAGCCACAGACUUCCGUUGGCAAGAACUUAAAGCCACUGAAGGAAGGCAUUGCUUUGAAGCGGGAGACAUCUGACAACAUCAACAAGUUGUCGAGCAAUGGAUUUGCCAGUGAUGUUACUCUAAAUCAGGAGGCAAAGAAUGUGGACAAAGCUUCUGGCACAACAGCUACUGCCUCGAGGAAGUUGCCAACCCUUUCAAGUACACUGCCUUGUCCACCAGUCACAGUGAAGCGUUCAUCUUCACCUGUUGAGGCUGAUGGUGCUGCAGACUUACCUAAGAAGAAAACGAACGGCACCAUAUCGCCGGCUAAGCUGUUGAAAAAAGGAACUGCAAAGAACUCUAAGUUUGUUGGGGCCCACAUGUCCGUGAGUGGUGGACUAGAGCUUGCAGUAAGCAGAGCUGUGGCAAUGGGAGCCAAGUCGUUUGGCCUUUUCCUGCGUUCACAGCGCCAGUGGGCUGCCAAACCCCUAACCCAGGAAGCGGCUAACCGGUUUCGUGACGCAUGCCGUGAGCACAACUUUGCGCCGCACCAGAUUCUGCCGCACGGGUCAUACCUGUUGAACUGUGGCUCCCCCGAUCCCGUUGUUCUGGAAAAAAGCCGGGCAGCUUUGGUCGACGAACUGAAGCGCUGCGAGAUGCUGGGUCUUGUUUACUACAACUUCCAUCCAGGUUCGACAUGCGGUGUGAUCAGUCGUGACGCGUGCAUGGAUCUAAUUGCGGAGAGUAUCAACCAAGCGCAUAAGGAGACAACAUAUGUCAUAUCAGUCAUUGAAAACAUGUGCAAACAGGGCAACACAAUUGGCGGCGACUUCCACGAGCUGCGUGGAAUCAUAGACAGGGUUAAAGACAAAUCGAGGAUCGGCGUCUGCCUGGACACAUGCCAUGCCUUUGCAGCAGGUUAUGACUUGGCAACCCAAGAAGGCUUCGAGAAGAUGAUGAAUGACUUUGAAUCCAUUAUUGGAUUGUCGUACCUGAAAGCACUUCACUUGAAUGACUCAAAAGGAGUAGUCGGCAGCCACUUGGACCGGCAUGAAAACAUUGGCCGUGGCAAGAUUGGCCUGGAUGGUUUUCGGCGAAUUAUGAAUGACCCUCGACUCGAUCACCUCCCCAUGAUUCUUGAAACUCCAGAGACUGACUAUGGUGUUGAAAUUGCACUCCUAAAUGGACUUUGUUCCUCAUAAGCGCAGCAGCCUUCAUGUCUACCUGAAGCGAGCAUGCCAUUGCACUGUGCUGGUGUUGUUAAAAUAUCAUCUUAGAAAUGACUUUGAGGUUGUGAUGAUGUGGCAUAGUUGAACGGAGAAUGCCACUCAAGCUUGCAAGGCGUUUAUGUCAUCUGCUAUGACACAAGUUAACUGCGCAAUUUUUAACAGUUUAUCUACUAGCAUAGGUUUCUGAAAUUUGUUUUUCCUACUUAGCAUCAGCAAUGCUCGUUGUUUUUCCAAAGUCUCGAUGCAGCUACUGACACAGCCAUCACAAUAUGUGUGUUCCAAUGCUCAUUGUAGAUAGCUAAAUAGACAGCGGCAACCUUAAGCCUCAUUCUAAUUUUGAUGAAGCUGGUGUCAAAAUCAGAAAUGAUGCAGGCUACUUUGCUGUCCAAACAAGAUCACUAGUGACUGAGCAGAAGGUUCAAAGACUCUCCGAAAGGUCAUCUGCUCACAGGAAGACGUACCCAUUGUUUCUUAUGUGCCUAAAGUAAGCUGCAUUGAUGCGUUUGCAUGUUUGAACAUGGGAAAAGGUAAAUACAGUGCGGUCUUAUUGGCUUUAAUCAGCUUUCUCUAAUCGACUGGAGGUGGCGUUACAACAUCGUGCAGAUGCUUUCCAUUACUCGGAUGACUGGGACUCGAUGCUGUCUUCUGUCAAAGUACACUGUCUACAAUGUCUAACACUGUCUACGAUGCUGUCCAGAAUUGAAACACAACCAAUAGCAUCAUACGACUUGUUUAGCUGUCAUUUGAAAAAGAGCCUGUAAUUUACACAAUUUGUAAGUUUUUAUCACCAGUGAAGUAUUUCACAAGUGAUGCAAAGCUACAUUUUGUUUGCUAAGCGAGUGUCUGUCUUAUGUUUUGGAAGAGGCCGCUGCAUAGUCACAACCUCAGAAUCAUUUUAGCAUUAUUUUGAAAGUACUGCAUAUGUACGACCAGAUUUUUUAUCAGAUGCUAGAACAGGCAUGCUGCUUUUAAAACACAGCACACUACCUGAGCAUACCACCACCACACUGCUUCCAAGAGCUUAUAACUUUUCAACGUUGUAGAGCAAUUGAUUGGCUCUGUUUCACUCCAGAUUGCCUGGAGCCAAACACCACAACUUCGCAUUUCGAUUAUCUUUGCAAGGUGUACAAUAAGGGAACACAGCUCUCUCACCCAUCCCGAUUAUGCUACUUGCAUGCUUCAGUCUUUUUUAGUCCCACAUUGCGACAUGCCACCAGUAAAAUUUUAUAUUGCUAGAUUUCAUUGAGGUGAAACCUCAUUGUUUGGUCUACCUUGAAAAAAAAAAAAUGAAAGAAACUUCAUUGGUGUCAAAGCAAAUGGCACAAAAGGUCAUGCGUCAUCAAGGCACGAAAGCUGUGCACUCCAUCUGUGAAAGCAUGAAGCCGAGGCGUUGGUCUUCGAGAAGAACAGCUGAAUUUGGAAAUGAAUCCGUUUGCGAACUUUUGCGGCGAAGUGUCUAGACAGAUUUUAAUGAUAAGGCAUGCAAAGGCACUUUAAGGUGGUAGCCCCUAAUCUGAAACUCUUCACUGUCAUCCUCCAAUGAACACAACUUGAUCUAUAGGUAUAUUUCUUUGUCCUCCAAGCAAUCACACAUAAAAAUAGUUUGUUUACAUAUAACAUUAAGUUCACUUAGUAGGUUAAAUCAA
This is a messenger RNA of Rhipicephalus sanguineus (brown dog tick), 3232 nucleotides long. RefSeq names its product probable endonuclease 4. The record is from RefSeq and is a predicted model, not a curated record. Gene Ontology annotation, biological process: base-excision repair. The transcript has 8 exons. Gene Ontology annotation, molecular function: zinc ion binding; DNA-(apurinic or apyrimidinic site) endonuclease activity; DNA binding. Lineage: Eukaryota; Metazoa; Arthropoda; Arachnida; Ixodida; Ixodidae. The coding region runs from base 177 to 1559 and encodes 460 amino acids. Gene Ontology annotation, cellular component: mitochondrion; nucleus.